This is a messenger RNA of Teleopsis dalmanni, 2102 nucleotides long. Its product is annotated as collagen alpha chain CG42342. The transcript has 16 exons. The record is from RefSeq and is a predicted model, not a curated record. Bases 1 to 1629 code for a protein of 542 amino acids. Lineage: Eukaryota; Metazoa; Arthropoda; Insecta; Diptera; Diopsidae.
AUGGCGGGACCUCCUGGCCCACCAGGUCCACAGGGCAAAAGAGGGAAGCGUGGUAAAAAAGGAGAUUCUGGCGAUAAAGGCGACCCGGGCCUUAAUGGUGUUAAUGGCGAAAAGGGUGCACCAGGACGACCUGGUGAUAAGGGUCAAAAAGGCGAUGUAGGUCAUCCGGGCAUAGAUGUCUUUCAAACUGUUAAGGGUUUGAAAAGAUCAGUUACGACUUUACAUGGCGGCACCUUAGGUUACGCUGAAAUUGUAGCCGUUAAGGGCGAACCUGGAGAGCCUGGACCACCAGGACCACCUGGUCCGCCCGGCGAAGCUGGUCCACCAGGCAUAAAUGGUGAACGUGGACCACCAGGCGAAACAGGACCAGCAGGACCAGUCGGAACACAAGGCGAGCCUGGCCCUGUGGGACCACCUGGAGCGCUAGGCACAAUCGGCCCAAAGGGUGACAAAGGUGAUCGCGGUGAUCGUGGCUUAACCACAACAAUCAAAGGCGACGAAUUUCCAACUGGCAUUAUUGAAGGGCCACCAGGGCCUCCGGGACCACCAGGGCCACCAGGGGAACCUGGUACGCGUGGAGAGUUUGGACCGGCUGGCCCACCAGGGCCACCAGGCGAGAAGGGUCCGCGAGGUAAACGUGGCAAAAGGAUAUUUGGUCCUGGAGGUGCUAAGGAUGAAGAUUACGAUGAUCCUCCCGUAACACUACUACGUGGUCCACCAGGACCACCUGGCAUGCCUGGCAAAGAUGGACGUGAAGGCCGCGAUGGUUUGAAAGGUGAACCCGGUGAGCCAGGUGAACCUGGUUCAUUGGGUCCACGUGGCUUAGAUGGUCUACCUGGUGAGCCUGGAAUUGAAGGACCACCUGGACUACCCGGUUAUCAGGGGCCACCUGGCGAGAAGGGUGAUCGUGGUGAUAUUGGUCCACCAGGCCUCAUGGGUCCACCAGGCCUACCUGGACCACCAGGAUAUCCUGGAGUUAAAGGUGAUAAAGGUGAUCGUGGGGAUUCAAAGUAUAGAAAAAUGCGUAGGCGUCAAGAUAUGGACGGAAUGUCAGAUGCACCACAUAUGCCAACAAUUGAAUAUUUAUAUGGUCCACCAGGUCCGCCAGGGCCGAUGGGUCCACCUGGACAUCCGGGACAACAAGGCGAUCGGGGUUUAGAUGGACGUAAAGGUGAUCCGGGUGAAAGGGGUCAUAAAGGUGAUCAAGGCCCUAUGGGCCUACCGGGUCCUAUGGGCAUGCGUGGUGAUUCUGGCAUAUCUGGUCCAGCAGGCAAAGCAGGUUUACCGGGUCCUCCUGGCUUAGACGGCAUGAAGGGCGCACAAGGUGAAACAGGACAAAAAGGAGAACGUGGAGAUCCUGGUCUGCCGGGUACCGAUGGCAUACCCGGUCAAGAAGGUCCACGCGGUGAAAAAGGUUCACGUGGCGAUCCUGGACCACCCGGUAAACGUGGACGCAAAGGUGAUCGCGGCGAUAAGGGAGAACAAGGUGUGCCCGGUCUGGAUGCACCAUGUCCACUGGGUUCUGAUGGAUUGCCAUUGCCCGGUUGCGGUUGGCGACCACCCAAGGACAAUUUAAAAGAAUGGCUAAAGGGCGAGUUCAAUGCAUUACAAAAACCUACAAAAAACUGAAACUCCACUCCACACGAAGCCGACAUAACAGCACAUCCCCGACGACUGCUACUCUCCCGCCAAAAAACAGCUUUAACGGUGCCAACAAAUUAUUUAACAUUAAAUCGAAUAGCAAACGAUUAUUGUACAAUACUAAUUAUAUUUUAAUUAUCUUAGUUGCGCUAAUGUUUUAGAAUUCACAAAAAAUUACAAUUAUUUGCUAGGCUCUAUUAAAGGGGGAAAUUAAUAUAAAAUUAUUAUGCAUUAAAUUUAGUUAAAAUAUGUAAGCAAUCACUUUAUUUUCCACACGCAUACACGUAUAUAUGUGUAUGUAAAUGUUUACCUUUAACUACGUGUUAACAAAUACGGUUUCUCCUGCCACAAUUCCUACCUCACCCAACACAUGUUUUUUAUAUGGACGAUAAAAGUGUCAAAAAUUUCAUCAAACAACCCGAAUUCGCUGUUUCUGUUGUUUUUCGGCGUUGAAGGCAUUA